Messenger RNA from Sphaerodactylus townsendi, 1398 nucleotides. Its product is annotated as retinoic acid-induced protein 3-like. The transcript has 6 exons. Gene Ontology annotation, biological process: G protein-coupled receptor signaling pathway. Gene Ontology annotation, molecular function: protein kinase activator activity; G protein-coupled receptor activity. Gene Ontology annotation, cellular component: extracellular exosome; plasma membrane; signaling receptor complex. The record is from RefSeq and is a predicted model, not a curated record. Bases 1 to 1398 code for a protein of 465 amino acids. NCBI's taxonomy places the organism in Eukaryota, Metazoa, Chordata, Lepidosauria, Squamata, Sphaerodactylidae.
AUGGCUUCCACCAUAGCACCUCCUCCAGGCUGUGGCAACAUUGACCCUGACUACUAUUUCCUCUGUGAUGUUUGUGCAGCCUGGGGCAUCGGCUUGGAAACUCUGGCUGCUGCAGGCAUUCUGGCCUCCCUGGUCCUUCUGAUGGCAUUCUUUGUUCUUAGCUGGAUGGUCAAAGAUGAAAACAAGAAAAACAUGAUUCCUAUCCAGUUUCUCUUCAUCCUGGGCACCCUGGGAAUCUUUAGCCUCACAUUUGCUUUCAUCAUUCGACUCAAUGAGAAAACUGGCCCCAUACGUUUCAACUCAUAUGGAGUCCUCUUUGCCCUUUGCUUCUCCUGCCUUCUGACCCAUGCAUCCAACCUCACCAAACUGGUGAGAGGAAGGUCGCCCCUCUCCAAGCUAUCAAUGCUGAUAUAUGCCAUUGGCCUCACAUUCAUUCAGAUUAUCAUAGCUGUGAAAUACACCGUUAUCACAGUAGGAAGAGAUGGCAUAGAUGUGGCCAAAAUGCGGAGAGAACAGCGCAACAAGGACUUUGUCAUGCUCCUGAGCUAUGUGUUUGUGCUAAUGGUCUUCUCCUUCAUUGUCUCCAUGUUCACUUCCUGUGGACCAUACAAGGGCUGGAAGAGACAUGGGAUGCACAUCUGUAUCACUCUCCUUUUCUCCAUAGCCAUUUGGAGUUCAUGGAUCAGCAUGUUGCUCUUGAGUGGCAUCUCUUCUGAUGGGAAUCAAAGCCAGUGGGAUGACCCCAUUCUUAGUGUUGCUUUGGUGGUCAAUGGAUGGGUCUUUCUCAUGAUGUAUACAGUACCUGAGAUCUGCUUCCUUGCUAUCCCACACCAGCCUGAAGAUUACCCUUCAGAAGAGAUUCCCUGGAAGUCUACAGGCAGACAACAGAGUGUUGAAGCAGCAAGUACUCAAGCUCCAGAUAAAGAAGGAGCUGAAGAAGAUGUUUUGUUCCCCCCAAAUGGAACUGGCUCCCAACCAAAGACAGAUCACUGUCGAAUGAAAUUUGGGCUUCAGAUACAACUCCCCCUCUGCAGGAGUACAGGACCAAUUAAAAAGAAACCGGACCCAAGUCAAUUCAGUUUCUGUCAUGGCACAAAAACAGCCUUGAUUGCUCUGUUGGAUGGCCUGUACUGGGCACACCUUAGGGCCAGUGGAAAACUUCAGCUGGCCAUAGAUUCAGAUAUGAAUAAUUUGGUAUCAUCUAUGAACUUGGCCAGUUCACAGCUUGCCCCCGAUUUCAUAUCAUUUAUAGAUGAAUUAAAUACCGACCCCGAUGCAUUUCCUGGGAAGCCCACCGCUUACUUCCCUGAAUUAACCUGCUUGAAAGUACAACUUUUCUUCUUAGCACGUUUUCGAUCCAGUUUUGAGGGGAAGAACGGGGGUCCAAUCUUUGUUUAA